This is a messenger RNA of Spathaspora passalidarum NRRL Y-27907, 558 nucleotides long. RefSeq lists its product as uncharacterized. Gene Ontology annotation, cellular component: mitochondrion. Lineage: Eukaryota; Fungi; Ascomycota; Pichiomycetes; Serinales; Debaryomycetaceae. The transcript is spliced from 2 exons. The coding region runs from base 1 to 558 and encodes 185 amino acids. Gene Ontology annotation, molecular function: translation release factor activity. The record is from RefSeq and is a predicted model, not a curated record. Gene Ontology annotation, biological process: translational termination.
AUGUUUGAUCCACUAGGUGUUGGAAUAAUCACCAACGUGAUGUUCAAAGCUAUUCAAAAUGUUCGACCAGCUUGGUCUUUUAUUCGACCACUCACAUCCACAGCAGUGGUUUCAACAAUUCCUAAAAAGAACAAAAUGCCACCAAGACCUUUAUGGCUAGUCAAAGAAGACGAAAUCAAAGAAGUAUUCAUCAAAGGAGGAACCGGAGCUGGGGGACAAAAGAUCAAUAAGACAAAUAGCAAGGUGCAAUUGACUCAUUUACCUACUGGUAUUGUUGUCACGUGCCAAUAUUCUCGGUCUCAAGAACAAAAUCGGAAACGUGCAAGAGAAUUGUUGGCGUUGAAGUUAGAAGAGUUGGAAAAUCCCGAGAGUUGUAGAAAUGCGGUAUUGAAAGAGCGAGCUCAAAAGGUCAAACAGAGCAAAAGUAAGAAGUCUAAGCGGAAGAAAAGAAAGAGCAAGCGGAGGAAGAAGCUGAGGCUGAAGAAAAUAUAUAAAUUUGCUUGGCACAUUACAGAGCUUUAUUUUCUAAGUAGUAACCAAACUACAGAGGUACGAUAG